This is a messenger RNA of Protobothrops mucrosquamatus (brown spotted pit viper), 907 nucleotides long. It is a transcript of the gene RPP14, whose product is annotated as ribonuclease P/MRP subunit p14. The record is from RefSeq and is a predicted model, not a curated record. Gene Ontology annotation, biological process: tRNA 5'-leader removal. Lineage: Eukaryota; Metazoa; Chordata; Lepidosauria; Squamata; Viperidae. Gene Ontology annotation, cellular component: ribonuclease P complex.
UGUUGGAACCCGUGAGAAUGAGUGAUCCGUGCUCGUUGUAGGAUCUCGGUAAAUGGCCAUCAUAAGAUGACUGAAUUGGAUGAUGAAAAUAAGGGCAUCAAGCCUGCUGCCUAUGAAAGAAUAGUACUGAAGAAUGUUUCUCAAUAUCAUUAUUUGAAGAUCCAUUUGGAAUUUGAAGAAGCUGGCAUAAGUUUAAAUGCUGUUGAUUUCAAGCAACUUAUCAUCUCUGCUUUGAAACGGCUCCAUGGUGAGGUUGGUUCUGCGUUGCCUGUUGAUGUUUUGACAUAUGAGGAAAAAACAUUGACUGCCAUACUUAGAGUAUCUAAUGCUGGCCUAGCAAAACUGUGGAGUGCUCUGUCACUGCUUGGUUCUUACCAGAACAGAAAGUGUGCCUUCAGGGUGAUACAGACUUCUCCAUUUCUUCUUGCGUUAGCUGGGAAUAGCAGAGAAAUGGUGCUAGCUUAAUUAUUCGGUUGAUUUUGGUUUGUAUAACACCAAAAUGCUGAUGACAUUGCCCAAAUACAGAUUUUUUUGUGUGAGACUCGGGAGAAUAUUUUCCACAAAGCCAAGCGUGUCCAUGCCAUUCUUCACUCAACACCGUGUUCAGCUUUUACACAUAAAUGUUGGAGACAAAGCUGAAAUAAUUAAGACGUUCACCUCAAAGGAUAUUGUUACCUUUUCUGAAUUAACAGGGGAUACAAACCCAUUACACUUGGAUGAAGAAUAUGCAAAGAAAUCAAGAUUUGGGAGAACAGUUGUACAUGGUGUUUUGAUCAAUGGACUUAUUUCAGCUGUCCUAGGUACAAAAAUGCCUGGGCCUGGGUGUAUCUUCCUUUCUCAGGAAAUUAAUUUUCCAUCUCCUUUAUAUGUUGGAGAAGAAGUCUUGGCUUCAGCAGAAGUGAAGAAA